AUGACUCAGGGCGAUUAUCGCGCUCUGGAAUUCUUCCAUUUCUGCACCGUCUCCUGCUUCGGAACUAGGGCCAGUGACUUUCUACGCCACGCGGCUUAUGGCGAUGCCAGUGUGCGUCUGGCUGCCACGGCUUUGGGCUCGUUGCAUCGCACUUUUGUGAGUGAGACGGGCGGGUUUGUCGCUCUGACCCCGGAAAAUACCCGCUAUGCAUUGAAACAGUACAACGCGGCCAUCCACCAGGCCCUGAAAAUGCUCCCUGGUGCCGCUGAACAGCGAAACGAUGCGGUCUUGAUCAUGUGCGCCCUCUUCUACUGCUUUGAGAGUCUGCAGGGGCACUUCAACAACGCCAUCCAACAUGGAAUCGCAGGGCUGCGUAUCCUGAAGCACCUGGAAUAUCAAGGUCAGGCCAAGGGAGUCGCGGUAGAUUGGCCUCCGGUUGCCAUUCGGUCCAUGUUCAUGACGAUCGAAAAUCAGAUGCUCGAAAUCGAUUGGGAGAUGUACAUCCCGGCCUCGGUGCAGUUGACGCUUCUAUCCCCACCCCGGCUACCGUGUCCAGCGCUGGCGGAUACGCCGUGCACACUGGAAGAGAUCAGCGAUUCCUUUGAAUCUAUAUACAAUCAAUGCCUCAAGUUCCUCUACCUAUCAUCCAUGCCCGUCAGUCUGGAUGAGACUCGUGUGGAUCCUGAACUCGCUUCUGACCUGCACCGCAUCCAAGCCCACUACGACCAAGUCAAGGGAGACAUCAAUGCCUGGUCAGGGACUUUCGACCGAUACCUGAUGGUUCAUUCUACCAAAGGCUCCGACCUCGGGCGUCAGAGAACUAUCCUUUACCUCCAGCUAUGGCGCAUCGCGAUGGACAUCCUCCUGCGCAUGGAGGCACCGAUAUCCGAUUCAUCUUGGGACGACUUCUGCACGGAGUUUGGGGCCAUCGUAUCCAUAUCCGAGAAGAUCAUUGACUCAACUCUGGGGGCUUGCUACUCACAGCGUCCGAUCCAGCACGAAUUGCCCUCCAGCCAGCAAUCCGGGACAUUUGCGACCAUUCUCCCCAAACCACAGCCUCCGCCACCUGCAUCAGUCUCCUUUGUCGUCUCCCUCGGCAUGGUCCCCCUUCUCUGGCUGGUGGCUACAUCCUGUCGACAAUCCCAACUCCGGCGCCGCGCGAUCGAUCUCAUGAAACGCAGUCGGCGCCGGGAAGGAGUCUGGGACUCGGCCGUGUUUGCUGCUCUGGCGGAGAAAAUCGUGCGCAUGGAGGAAGAAGCCGCGGGAAUCGAGCAUGGUAUGGUAUAUGAAGCGGCCGAUCUACCUGUAUCGGCACGGGUGACUACCGUCGCCGGUCGCUUCUGCGAGGGACGGCAGGGGAAGAUAGAGUAUUUUCGAGAAGGAGUCAAGCUGGGAGAGGACGUGAUCCGUUGGUAA
Aspergillus clavatus NRRL 1 is the source of this 1416-nucleotide messenger RNA. Its product is annotated as putative C6 transcription factor. The transcript has a single exon. The record is from RefSeq and is a predicted model, not a curated record. Bases 1 to 1416 code for a protein of 471 amino acids. NCBI's taxonomy places the organism in Eukaryota, Fungi, Ascomycota, Eurotiomycetes, Eurotiales, Aspergillaceae.